UCCGCCCUUCCCGAGAACUCCGGCGGAGGCGCCAGCAUGGAGGCCGUGGAGGAGCUGGAAGUGGACGUCGAGGGGGACCCGGCGGCGGCGGUGGCGGCGGGAAAUUUUGAGAAUCCUCCAUCUAGUUUACUUCAAGAUCAUUACCUUGAUUCAACUUGGAGAACUGAUAUGGGUCUUCCCUGGAGUCUUGACAGCACCAUCAGUGAGGAAAACAAGGCUGCCAUUGAGAAGAUGUUGUUAGAAGAAGAAUACUAUCUCUCUAGCAAAUCACUUCCACAAAAAAUUUGGAAUGAACUAAAAGAAAGUGAUAAAAAGUCCACCAAAAGUCCACACAAGAAAGAAGCAAAAGUCACGAUACAUUCUCCUACGAAACCAGGCAGUGGAUCACUGAAGUGGACAAUGGAAGAAAAAGAACUGUUUGAACAAGGACUGGCUAAAUUUGGCAGGAGAUGGACAAAAAUUGGCAUGAUGAUCGGAAGUCGCAAUGUUCUUCAAGUAAAGAGUUAUGCCAGGCAGUACUUCAAGAACAAGGCAAAGACUGAAAUUUCAGAAAAAGUGGACCGAGAGCAGUAUACCAGUGUUCCAGUUCCCAGUAGCAACACAGAUGAUGAAGGCAGGCCACCAUCGUGGGCACCUACACACUUAAGAGGUCGGGCAGAUCCUAAUCUAAAUGCAGUGAAAAUUGAAAAAUUAUCAGAUGACGAGGAAGUAGACAUCACAGAUGAAGUGGAUGAGCUGCUUUCUCAUGCACCUGAAGAGGAGGCAGGAGAGCAUGAACGCCUAGAUAUUCCAAAGAGUCCACCUGCUCAAAGCGUUCUCACAGCAACUACUUCAGAUUCUCCUGGACACACAUUUACAGUUCUUCUAACUAGGAGGGACACCCCAAAGCCAGGGGAAAUCACAGAUGGGACUCCAGAGACACCGGUGUCAUGUUCUGAGAAGCAAGGUCACGAAUCUGUGAAAUCAAAGAACCCAAAGUGGGAUGAAGUUGGAGCUUCGGAUGGUACCGAUUGGUUUCCUAGUCUAGAACUUUGUGGAGACCAGACAGAAUUCUCUGAGCACAGCGUUCUUUUCCAUCCUUCCGGCCAACUGGAAGAGGAGAAUCAAAUGGAAGGAGAGGAACUUAAACCACCUGAUCAAGAAGUAGAGAUAGAUAGAAAUGUUAUAUCAGAAGAAGAGAAACAAGCAAUACCAGAGUUCUUUGUGGGACGUCAGGCCAAGACACCUGAGCGCUACCUGAAAAUUAGAAACUACAUUUUGGAUCAGUGGGAAAGAGUUAAGCCAAAAUACUUGAACAAGACAUCAGUGCGCCCAGGACUGAAGAACUGCGGUGAUGUGAACUGCAUAGGACGUAUACACACAUACUUGGAAUUAAUAGGAGCAAUUAACUUUGGCUGUGAACAAGCCGUGUAUAAUAGACCACAGCCUGCUGACAAAAUAAGAACAAGAGAAGGCAGGGAUGCUAUAGAUACAUAUCAACUGGUGCAACGGCUGCAGUCUAUGCGCACAAGACGACGACGAGUCAGGGACCCAUGGGGAAACUGGUGUGACGCUAGAGAUCUGGAAGGACAGACGUUUGAGCACCUCUCUGCUGAAGAAAUAGCGAAGAGGAGAGAAAACGAGAAACAUAAACUACCAAAACUGACUAAAGGACUAAGGCAUACAAAAAGUUCCUUUGAUCCCUUUCAGCUGAUCCCUUGCUGUUCCUUCACAGAAGAAAAACCAGAGCCGUUCCAAGUAAGGGUAGCUGCAGAGGCACUUCUGAUUAUGGAUCUGCAUGCUCACGUUUCAAUGGCAGAAGUAAUAGGCCUCCUGGGUGGAAGAUAUUCUGAAAAAGAUGGAAUACUUGAAGUCUCUGCAGCAGAACCAUGCAAUAGCCUCAGUACAGGGUUGCAGUGUGAAAUGGACCCGGUAUCUCAAACUCAGGCAUCGGAGACGCUUGCUGCUAGAGGCUGCAGCAUUAUUGGGUGGUACCAUUCUCACCCUGCCUUUGAUCCUAACCCUUCGCUUCGAGAUAUUGAUACCCAGGCCAAAUACCAGAAUUAUUUCUCCAGAGGUGGAUCGAUGUUUGUUGGAGUAAUUAUAAGUCCAUAUAAUCGAAAUAACUCUCUUCCGUAUUCCCAGAUUACUUGUCUAGUAAUUAGCGAUGAGACAAGCUCUGAUGGAUCCUACCGUUUGCCAUACAAGUUUGAAGUCCAACAGAUGUUGAAAGAACCUCAGUGGGAAUUAAUUCUGGAAAAAACACGCUGGGUCAUUGAAAAAUACAGGACAUCUCAUAGCUGGGUGCCCAUGGAUAAAAUCUUCCACCGAGAUUCAGACCUGACCUGUCUGCAAAAGCUGCUGCAGUGUAUGAGGAAGACCCUGGACAAUGUAGCAAAUGUUUUUAUUGCUGAAGAGUUCCUGGCCCAGUUAGAAAACUUUUUCAUUUCAACCUUCAUUAAAGGAGCGUGGAGUGAUACCGCUAAAGAAACUGGUAUGUGUCCAGAUGACAUAUCAUCAUGAUGGUUUUGAACAGAGCCAUUGCUCCCUUUAUAAUAAAGCAACUGUGUGUGAGAAUAACAGCGGCCAUUGUGGCUCAAGAAAACCAUCAUUGCUGAAAGACGGGAAGGAAAAAAUCAUGACAACAACGUGAUCCCUCAGAUAACUCCUAAUAUUCUAACAUUAGGGUUGAACUGCAGUAAAAUUAAUGAACGACUUGGGUAGCCAAGGGCUUCCAUUGAAUCAUGGCACCAUGCUGGUUGCACAGAAUAACUGAAGGUCAUGAUGUUCUGCUUGCACCAAAAGCCAAUUAGCUAAUCAGUAUUCCAGUAAUGCUCUCUAAUUAUUCUAAUUAUUAACUACCUUGAUGUGACAUUCAAGGAGCACCAUUUUGUGUUUGUGUUAAAUCAUCGAGACAUCAGUAAACUUUUGUCCAAGUAAUUAAUUGUGCUGUAUUAAAUACUGCUGAGUUGUACGGGUAAUUACUUGAAUGACAAUCGUGGCAGUGUUCUUCAUGGCAAAUCAUAGCCGUGUCUCACUCAUUGAUGCCGUCCCAGUUUCUUCACGAGUCCUAUUUGUUGCACCAGAACAGGAGAACAGUAAAAUAAGAUUGGAUUCAAACCUAUCUUUCACACCAGAUCAUCUUGUCUGGAGUUACACAGUUCUCUGAAGAUGACAUGCCUGCAGAAUAGGACACUUGUUCAGUUAUUAAACCUAAUUAAAGACAGCGGUCCUGCUUGAAUGUUGUAAAAAUCAGAAACUGUUGAGACUCUUCUCCUGAUUUAAGCUGUUUCUAUUCCAGGUGUACAGUACUGGAAUAUGAAAUACCUAAACACCAUAGAAAAGUUUAUUGCAUCCCAUAUAGACUUUUUUAAAAAAAACUUAAGCUUUGUCCUUCAAAGUUUGUGGUGCAGUGCUGUCCACUCUGUCCAUUUUAAUUCCUAAGGUGUCUUAAGUGUAAUAAUGGUGACACUCAAGUUGUGCAUUUAGUGUGUUAGUGUAUGUAUAACAAGUCUUUUCUCAGUGAAGGCCAAAUUAUAUUUGGUUCAGCUAUCUGCAUGUAAAGUGCCCUGGUUUGUAUUCACUUAUGUAUGCCGAUGUUCAUUUUGAAAAACAAUCCGAACACUAAUAAUAUGAACCUAGAACCUGCUUCCCAGACUUGGAACCUUAGGUGUUAUUUGGCCUAUGACUGGAAUGAAAUUGGUGUGCACAUAAGAUUUGAUCAACUUGCCGUGGCCAAUUAAUGACGUGCCCAAGUGCACCUUCCUUGUGUUGUCAGGGAUAUUGACCAGACAUGCCACUGAGACACACCCUGAUCCUUCUGCAGUUAGUUGCACAAAACUUAUGCAAAUACCAAUAGGGUUCUAGCUUACAGCUUCUAGAAAACCUGAUUGUUGGCUUUUCUGGUGUGGGGCUUCUGAGAGUUAUAGUCCAAGAACAUAUGGAGCUCCAAGGUUGCCCUAGCAGUGAUUUUCCAGCAUCGGAUUCUCCAGAGGUUCUUAGACCAAAACUCCCAGAAACCUUCACCACUAGUUGUGCUGGCCAGGAUUUCUGGGAGUUGUAGUUCAAGAACAUCUGGGGACCCACGGCUGGGAAGCCCUGCCCUAGACCAUUAUGCCCAUCAUGUUGUAUGUAAUACAACCUUUCAUUUCUUUUCCCACCGAGACCCUUGUGUGGUGUUGCGUAAUAUCGUUGCUUUCCGAAAAAGAUGCUAGAACCAUGGAUUCUGCUUUUGAGAUUUUUCACAAUUACGUUGCCGCUUCCCAUUUUGUACAAUAAUGUGUACAUCAAAUAUUGUCAGUGCCAGUGACAAUGUUGUAAAUAUUGUGUAUUUGUACAGAAAUGAAUUGCUGAUCCGCCUGUCAUGUGAAAUAAAAAUACAGAUGUGUUUGCCGAC
Messenger RNA from Pogona vitticeps (central bearded dragon), 4375 nucleotides. RefSeq names its product Myb like, SWIRM and MPN domains 1 (gene MYSM1). The record is from RefSeq and is a predicted model, not a curated record. Gene Ontology annotation, molecular function: metallopeptidase activity; protein binding. NCBI's taxonomy places the organism in Eukaryota, Metazoa, Chordata, Lepidosauria, Squamata, Agamidae.